Molecule: messenger RNA, 1386 nt
Organism: Anoplopoma fimbria (sablefish)
Lineage: Eukaryota; Metazoa; Chordata; Actinopteri; Perciformes; Anoplopomatidae
Product: protein shisa-8-like
Exons: 5
Coding region: 1-1386 (461 amino acids)
Biological process (GO): regulation of AMPA receptor activity; regulation of short-term neuronal synaptic plasticity
Cellular component (GO): AMPA glutamate receptor complex; dendritic spine membrane; postsynaptic membrane
Source: RefSeq, a predicted model, not a curated record
AUGCACCUAAAUGUCUACAAAAUUUCACAAAUCAUCACAGAAAGUCUUUUUAGUCUGGGAGUUCUUGCUCUUUCUCAUAAAUCCAAGAUGGCCGUCUCCGUGCAUCCACUCUUGAUUAGCUUCUCCCUGGCCAUUCUGCUGGGUUUGACCUCUCUGGGUGGACUGAACUCUUGGCCAUCAGGUCAGGUUUCGGCUCAGAUCUCUACCAACAACCAGACAACAGAGCCUUCCAUGAUACCGGAGGCCGCGCUGGCAACCCCAACACCGGACGCAGAGGACAAAACAGCUCCCUCUAAUGGUAACCGUUGCUGGGGUUACUAUGAUGUCAUGGGCCAGUGGGACCCGCCUUUCAACUGUAACGCAGGUAUCUACCUGUUCUGCUGUGGCUCCUGCUUCUACCGCUUCUGCUGCCAGUUCAAGAUCCACAGUUUGGACCAGACUUCCUGUUCCAACUAUGACACACCCGUAUGGGCAAACACCGGGCGGCCUGCGGAACCCGUCACAGAAGUCCAAGAGGAACCGGACAAGGAUCGGACCCACAUGAUCGUGUAUAUUAUCUGUGGAGUGGUGGCCAUCAUGGUGUUGGUCGGGAUUUUCACCAAGCUCGGGCUGGAGAAGAGUCAGGGAGGACAGACGGACAUGACCAACUCAAGGACUCUGACAGAGCUUAUGAAGCAGCCAGGGGAGGCAGGACUGGUGGAUGGAACCGGGGUUCAUCAUCCUAUAGGGACCAACGGGAUCUCCGCCAGAUCACUACGCUCCAACAAUGAUCAUAACCAUUUGAACAAUGCAGCCUUGUCUCCCCUGGGACCAGCCAUGGCAUUGUCUCACCCUCACAACAACCUGGGAAUUGGCUUCAACAAGUACACCUCGCUCAAGGCCGUGGACACGACUCCAAGAGACUACUACAAGAGCUACCCAAUGGUGGAUUACACCCACCGCCAGUCCCCUCCCACGUUCCAGCCAAUCAACUUCCACCCCAAGGACAAGCCCUUCCUCCCGCCACCCGACAUCCACGCGCCACUGGCCAUCACAAUCAACGCCUCCCAGAUCCCCAAGCCCAAGAUCUCCAAGACCAACACCCACCCCCUCACCUCCAGCUCGGCCUUCAAAGCAUGGGACCCCAGUAAGAGCCACAUCCAGCACCCGGUGGCCACCCACAUGGGCCUCCAGGCGCAGCAGCAGCACCACCCCAUCCAGCAGCAGCACCACCAGCCGCUGCACCAGCAGAACAGCCGGCGCCUGGCCUACUCCAACAAAAGGCAGUUCAGCAUCGAGACGCUGCCUGAGCUCUUCUCGCAGCCGUUGGGCUACGGCCACUCGCCGCAUGUGCAUCCCAAGCACAAGGGACUGCCCACUAACAGCAAGACGGAGGUCACUGUCUGA